UUCCAUUCCAUUGGGUUUGGUGUCGUGUUGUGAAUGUGUUGAGAAAGAGUAGAGGAGAGAACCAAAAGGGUUUCCAGAGCGGCAGCGGCUGCCUGCUUAGCUGCUGCUGAUGCUGCAGGCUGCACCAAAGCAGCGAGCCUUUUUUUACCUCUCCUACUAUACCACCACCACCAUCUCCUCUCCUCGGCUUCACUUCUCGCCUCUCCUUGUUGGCACGGGCGGCGAUUGAGCCCGCGGCGGCGCCAUGUCGGGGCUGUACAGCCCGGGGUUCUCGCCAGCGAGGAACCUCUCCCCCCAGAUUAGGAGCAACCCGACGGAUGUUGAUAGUCAGUAUCUGGCCGAGUUGCUCGCCGAGCAUCAGAAGCUGGGGCCGUUCAUGCAGGUGCUGCCCAUAUGCAGCAAGCUGCUGAGCCAAGAAAUUAUGCGGGUAUCAAGCAUUGUCCACAACCAUGGAUUUGGUGAUUUUGACAGGCAUCGGUUUAGAAGUCCUAGCCCUAUGUCUUCGCCAAACCCAAGAUCUAAUCGCUCUGGAAAUGGGUUUAGUCCUUGGAAUGGGCUACACCAAGAGAGAUUAGGUUUUCCUCAAGGAACCAGCAUGGAUUGGCAGGGAGCACCACCAAGCCCUAGUUCUCAUGUUGUAAAAAAGAUUCUGCGUUUGGAUGUCCCAGUUGAUUCUUAUCCAAAUUUCAAUUUUGUGGGACGCAUUCUAGGUCCUAGAGGUAACUCUCUAAAGCGGGUGGAAGCAUCCACUGGCUGUCGUGUUUUCAUUAGAGGGAAGGGUUCCAUCAAAGAUCCAGGGAAGGAGGACAAACUCCGUGGAAAGCCAGGCUACGAACAUCUGAGUGACCCACUGCACAUUUUGAUAGAAGCUGAGUUCCCAGCCAGUAUCAUUGAUGCAAGAUUGAGACAUGCACAGGAGGUUAUAGAAGAACUGCUAAAACCAGUGGAUGAAUCACAGGAUUUCUACAAAAGGCAACAGCUCAGGGAGCUGGCAAUGCUAAACUCAACCCUGAGGGAGGACAGCCCCCAUCCUGGGAGUGUCUCUCCAUUCAGUAAUGGCGGUAUGAAACGCGCGAAAACGGGCCAGUAGAGAAGCAACUCUACCACCACCCAUUUGAGGUGGUAUCCAGGUGCCUUAUGCCCUUAAAAAGGAUGGCAUUGGCACACCUUCAGGCAUUGUUUGCCAUGGGUGUGUGUGAAGGAAGCAAUGCAAUGCACCUUCACUAGAUGGAGUUUGGUAUCAGUCAGAUUUUCGCCUUCAGGCAGGGGAAAACUUCAGGGACAAUGACAAUAGUCGCAGAUCGUCCGGUCGAUCCACCUUUGGUUUGUUGUAAGGUCUCAAGAACAUUUGUUUUAUUUGUUAUUGACUGUUAACCCUAGUAUGUGGUGCUAUGGUAGGUUAUCUCCAUGACAAGCUAGAGAAGGCCUGGGAUGUGAGCCUUUUUUUUUCUUCCAUUUACCCCCCAUUUAGGUGUUUAAUUCACCUUGUAUUAUAUCCUUUCACAUUUAUGGAGCUGUGAAAAAUAAAAGAAGGAUGAAGGGUCAUCCUCUUUCUUCUGCCUUAUAGUAUGUCAGUAUUUGGUUUA
Molecule: messenger RNA, 1586 nt
Organism: Oryza sativa Japonica Group (Japanese rice)
Lineage: Eukaryota; Viridiplantae; Streptophyta; Magnoliopsida; Poales; Poaceae
Source: RefSeq, a predicted model, not a curated record